UCCCGGUUUGGCUUUCCUAGUCUCCUUCCCAAUGACCUGGUAGAUGAUCAGAUUCUUCUAGGUUGGUUCGUGGAUAUCUGGAAGCCCAAUUCUUCAUUGAAAACUGAUCAACGGUACACACCCGAAAUUCCCGCGCGCUAACAAUUUCCCGGUUGCUUUACGCACGCCACACGGAAUCUGCCGCUCUUAAUAUACAUAUAUAUAAGGGUCAAGAAUUUGGUUGUAUAGCAGUUCAACUCUUGCCUUUUGUUUUUACUUUUGUGUUUAGCCUAUUAAUUCUUGCCAAAGUACACACUCUUUGAUAUUUGUUAAUUUGAUGGCAGAAUACCAGCAGCACCGACGUCUAUUUGAACGCUUUGAUGAGAAUAGAGAUGGGAAAAUAUCAGCAGAGGAGCUGCAACAGUGUGUCCACUUGAUCGGCAAAGACAUGUCGUAUGAGGAAGCAAAGGCUGCGGUUGAGAUCAAUGACUCCGAUAAUGAUGGCUUGUUGGAUUUCGAGGAUUUUGUGAGAUUAAUUGAAGAUGGAAGCGAAGAAGAGAAGGCGCACGAGCUGAAGGAAGCAUUCAGGAUGUAUGAGAUGGAGGGAUGUGGAUGUAUUACGCCUGAGAGUUUGAAUAGAAUGCUUGCCAAAUUAGGAGAAUCAAGAACCAUUGAUGAAUGCAGAGGAAUGAUUUGCCGCUAUGAUAUUGACGGCGAUGGUCUCCUUAACUUUGAUGAGUUCGAGAUUAUGAUGCGUUGCUAGUUUUUUGUCCUUGUUUGUAUCUUUGAUUUUUUCUUUGAUCUUUCGUUGAGGAUUACUCAUUCUUUCUGUAUAUUAGUACAACAUUGCCCCUUAUUGUAGACUAAUGGUUCCAAUAUGGAAUUUUUACAUUCCUAUACCAUAUAGGAAAUUAUAUUA
Molecule: messenger RNA, 898 nt
Organism: Nicotiana attenuata
Lineage: Eukaryota; Viridiplantae; Streptophyta; Magnoliopsida; Solanales; Solanaceae
Product: putative calcium-binding protein CML19
Exons: 1
Coding region: 317-742 (141 amino acids)
Molecular function (GO): calcium ion binding
Source: RefSeq, a predicted model, not a curated record